Messenger RNA from Paecilomyces variotii, 1788 nucleotides. RefSeq names its product methionine aminopeptidase 2-like protein. The record is from RefSeq and is a predicted model, not a curated record. Gene Ontology annotation, molecular function: metalloaminopeptidase activity. Gene Ontology annotation, biological process: proteolysis. NCBI's taxonomy places the organism in Eukaryota, Fungi, Ascomycota, Eurotiomycetes, Eurotiales, Thermoascaceae. The transcript has 7 exons. The coding region runs from base 291 to 1628 and encodes 445 amino acids.
UUUUUUGCGAGUUUGCUCUAUCGUUUCGAGGGUACAAAACGGAAUGCACGUAUCUAUUCUUUCUUCAGUAUUGUCUACUCCGUACAGAGUAUCUAAAGAUGCGAUUUGCCCCUAGAUCUUCCAGCAAGAUGUUUGUUGUUGCAGAGGUGCCACCAAGGCUUGGCGGGACGAAGCGGCUGCUACCGGUCCAUUUCCAACUCCCCUCGUUUUGAUUAUUCUUUUCGUCCCGCACCGGAUUUGCUUCCGCUAGCAGCUUCAGGAUCAGCAGCGCACAUUUCGCACACUGCACGAUGGCUGCCCAGACGAGUGAAGAGCUGGAAAAGCUCAACCUGAACGGCGAGAACGGCAGCGCCAAGGCCAACCAGGCUGCCAACGGUCCUUCUGCUACUGGAGAUGCAGAAAACGAAGAUGAUGAUAGUGACAAGGAGGAUGAAAAUGGUGCUCCGGAUGCUGGAGCUACCGGAGCCGCCAAGAAGAAGAAGAAGCGCAAGCCCAAGAAGAAGAAGGGAGGUGCAAAGGUCCAGAGUUCUCCUCCCCGUGUCCCGAUCUCUCAGCUCUUCCCGAACAACAAGUAUCCGGAGGGAGAGAUUGUCGAGUACAAGGACGAUAACGCCUACCGGACCACCAAUGAAGAGAAGCGUUACCUCGACCGCAUGAACAACGACUUCCUGCAGGAGUACCGUCAGGCUGCUGAGGUCCAUCGCCAGGUCCGCCAGUAUGCUCAGAAGAACAUCAAGCCUGGUCAGACUCUCACGGAGAUUGCGGAGGGCAUCGAGGAUUCUGUUCGCGCCUUGACCGGCCACCCAGGACUGGAAGAGGGAGACAACAUCAAGGGAGGUAUGGGAUUCCCUUGUGGUCUCAGCAUUAAUCACUGUGCUGCCCACUACACGCCCAACGCUGGAAACAAGAUGGUGCUCCAGCAGGGAGACGUGAUGAAGGUCGAUUUUGGUUCCCAUAUCAAUGGACGCAUUGUCGACAGUGCUUUUACCAUGACCUUUGACCCGGUCUAUGAUCCCCUCCUGGAGGCUGUGAGGGAAGCUACGAAUACCGGUAUUCGCGAAGCCGGUAUCGACGUCCGCAUGUGUGACAUCGGUGCUGCCAUCCAGGAAACGAUGGAGAGCUACGAAGUCGAGAUCGGCGGUACUACCUAUCCGGUGAAAUGUAUCCGGAAUCUGAAUGGACACAACAUCAACCAACAUGUGAUCCAUGGUGGAAAGAGUGUGCCCAUCGUCAAGGGUGGUGACCAGACGAAGAUGGAAGAGGGAGAGGUUUUUGCAAUCGAAACCUUCGGCAGUACCGGAAAGGGUUACGUGCACGACGAUAUGGAAACUUCUCACUACGCGAAAGUCCCCAACGCUCCUAACAUUCCUUUGCGUCUCUCCUCCGCAAAGAACCUCCUGAGCGUGAUCAACAAGAACUUUGGUACCUUGCCGUUCUGUCGUCGGUAUCUUGACCGCCUGGGACAGGACAAGUACCUCCUAGGACUGAACAACCUGGUGUCUGCGGGCAUCGUCGAGGAUUAUCCUCCCCUGUGCGAUAUCAAGGGUUCCUACACUGCCCAGUUUGAACAUACUAUUGUGCUGCGACCAACCGUGAAGGAGGUCAUCAGCCGUGGCGAUGAUUACUAAAGCGUCACAUCUUAACUAAAUAGUUAAGUAGUUAACCAACUAUCCACUGUGUGGAUUCGGUAGACUACGACGCUGUUGGGUGGAAAUUCACCUCCACAAAAAGGAAACAGACAGGAAUAAAUAGGAAAAGAGAUUAUAUGAAUCCAACGACAGAUUUAUU